GGGAGGACUAAAAGAUCCAACAACCCGCCCAAAGGGUGAUGAAGGCUGCGGUGGCGGUGCGUCUUCAAUAGCUGGGCCCCAAAGUUGCAUGGCGAGACGAAACCGACCGAGCCACCCAAAAAUUUUAAGUGGGAUGCCCGAUUCGCGUCCCGCCGCCCUGGAGCCAUCGAGCUUCACUGACCCCAGAACGCCUGAACGGCAAGAUCUGGAAUCGGGAGUCAUGCCAUACUGCGAGAAAAGAUGAGGCUGUAGGGCGACAACUACAAUAAAGAAAGUUGGUUGUGGCGCAGCUGCAGCUGCAGCCUGCGAGAAGGGAUACCUCACUGAUAUUCGGCCGGCUUCCCCCGCUUUCCUCCGUCGCAACUUUAUAUCUUCUCAAAGCUGCUAUAUUUCUUUGGAGAAUGUGUCGCGUACAAUUGUGAUGAUCUCCGCCGAUCCUAACUCCUCUUCCUCUGGGUUCCACAACGCAUCGCUAAAAUGAGGAUUUUGCGAACGAAAUUUACGCUGCGGAAGCAGCACCGGACUGGUGACAAUUCGCCGGAAAUUCAUCAACAACAAGAGACAACCCGCGGCGACGGCCUACCUGAUCAUCCAUGGCCUCACGAGACAGACCUCGAGACACCUCUUCAGAGCAUUCUAGUUCCCGCCUUCCCGGAUGGAGUUGAAGUUCUGCACGACUGCCCCGACGCUACAAUUGACAUCUGCUUUGUCCACGGUCUGAGUGGCAACCGGGUCGGCACAUGGACCGCCAAAGGGCAGUCCAAACCCUGGCCCGAGACACUCUUGCCACUCAAGCUCAGCAGGGCUCGCAUACUCACGUACGGCUACGAUGCGUAUAUCGUACGGAAACCGGUCGCAUCGACAAAGGGGCUGAUCGAUCACGCCACGAACCUCUUGAAUGAUCUGACGACGGAAAGAGCUCGUUCUAAUGCGUCCUCUCGACCGUUAGUCUUCAUCGCCCACAGCUUGGGCGGCCUCGUUUGCAAGGAAGCCAUUCUUCUCUCCCGAAACAACCCCGAACCGCAUCUCCGGGGUAUAUUCGACUGCACCAAGGGUAUCAUAUUCCUAGGUACACCUCACAGGGGAUCUUGGAUGGCCGACUGGGCUAGGAUACCAGCUUCGGCCCUUGGGAUUGUCAAGUCCAUCAACAAGUCGUUAUUGAAGAUCUUAGAGACAGACGACAAGUACCUCCAGUCCGUUCAAGAUCGGUUCUGGUCUAUGGUGCGGGAACAGCAGCAGGCCGGCCGGGAUCUCGAGGUUACGUGCUUCUUUGAGGAACUGCCCUUGUCUGGGGUUGGAAAAGUCGUCUCCAAAGACUCGGCUACCCUUGAAAGUUACAACGCGAUCAGCAUCCACGCUAACCAUAGGAAUAUGGUUAAGUUUAGCUCGGUCGAUGACAAUGGAUUCAAAAGGCUGCUUGGCGAGCUGAUUAGAUGGGAAUCACAAAUCAGAAACUCAGCUAUCAGCCAACCUACACGAUCUAUAGAAGAAGCACAGAUAAAAAAGCCAGCCAAUUGGUACUUUAACAACUUUGGCUCUGGUGACCAAAUCAAUGCUCCCGGCGUCACCGUGAACAUGAGCACAGGCGAUGGUAAUCACUUCCCUGGAGCUACUUUCUACGGCCCGGUGCACUUUUGAGGGGUACGGAAGCGGCGUUCUCGAGAGCAGGUCGUCUGAAGAUAUAUGGGCAGAGGUCGAUCGAGGAGGCUGCGAAUCUAAUCCUAGUUUUUUUAUUUUAUUUUUAUUUUAGUUUACCUAAAAUUAUAACAAACUAAAGCCUUACAAUAAAUACAAACAUUUAGUGAUACACCUAA
This is a messenger RNA of Ilyonectria robusta, 1814 nucleotides long. RefSeq names its product Alpha/Beta hydrolase protein. The record is from RefSeq and is a predicted model, not a curated record. Bases 478 to 1638 code for a protein of 386 amino acids. NCBI's taxonomy places the organism in Eukaryota, Fungi, Ascomycota, Sordariomycetes, Hypocreales, Nectriaceae. The transcript has a single exon.